UACCUUUACCUACAACAGCCUCGAAGUCUCCGACACUGCCAUCGAUCGUACCAUCGAUAUCGAGACCCAGGUGCUCUUUUGCUGAUGCAAGGAUAGCUUUACCAAUGGGAUGCUCGCUACCCAUUUCUGCGAGACCAAGAAUGGCCCACCACAGCUUCUUGCGCCAUUCGCUAUUCUCCCAUGUUGGGACGAGCUUCGCGGUUGCCACAGUCAUUUUACCCAGAGUCAAAGUGCCGGUCUUGUCAAGUACAACCUGAGUUAUCUUCGUCGUAGUUUCCAAAGCAGCGCCACCUUUGACCAAUAUUCCGUUCUCAGCACCAACCCCAGUUCCGACCAUUACAGCCGUUGGUGUUGCAAGACCGAGAGCACAAGGACAUGCAAAGACAAUGACAGAUAUGCAAAGCUUCACACAAACCAUGAAUUUUCCACCACUGGCCUCAUCGAUGAAGAUCUUUGGCGGGUUGGCAAGAACAUGACUGAGGACCAUCCAUGUUGCAAAUGUAAGAAAUCCAAGACAUAAAAUGAUUGGUACGAAAUAGCCAGCAAUUGUGUCCGCUAGGCGUUGGAUUGGAGCUCUAGUAGUUUGGGCAUCUUGAACUAGCUUGACGAUUUGGCUGAGUUGUGUGUCUCUGCCGGCCCUGGUGACGCGGAAAUCCACACGACCAGUGCCGUUGACAGUGCCUCCUAUGAGAAGAGCACCCUUUCGCUUCUGGACGGGCAUGGCUUCUCCAGUAACCAUACUCUCGUCAACAUAAGUCUCUCCUCUGGUAACGGUGCCAUCAGCUGGAAUCUUGUCACCAGGUCUCAGAAUCACGAUAUCACCAACUUCAAUGAGCUCAGUUGGGAUGACCUUCUCCUCUGCGGCGUUUCCUUCUUGCGUGGAGUCGUUCUUUGGUUCACUCCCAGCUCCAAUGGCAACAUCCCAUCCUUCAGCGGCCUUGUCUGCCGCGAUUGGGUCGGCAUAGAUUGUCGCCAUUGAAGGAGCAAGUGACAUGAGUCGUGACAGGGCCUUGGAUGUCUGUCCCUUGGCUCUGUUCUCAAGGAAACGUCCUAGGGUGAUGAAUGUGAUGAGCAUACUGCUCGUGUCGAAGAUCGUACUUGGUCGAGUAUGAGGAGGCAAAAAAAUAGAGACAAGCAUCGCGGCAAUGCUAAAGAAAAAUGCUGCUGAUGUACCAAGGACGACCAAAACAUCCAUGGUUGGUGAGCCAUGCUUCAUGGAUUUAUAUGCAGAGAUGUAGAAACGCUUGCCAAUGCCGAAUUGGACGGGUAUCGUAAGGAUUAAACAAAUGAUAUCUCCCAAAUAGAGACCGGGAAUAAUAGAGAGACUUCCGAAGUCGAGAGCUGGGAUCAUCAUAGGAAUGACCAUGCUGAUGAGAAAUACUGGAAUUGCAAAAGCUAAAGACGUUUUGAAAGCCCUCCGCCAUUCCGUGAUCUCCUUGGUUUUUGAAAGAGAUUCGAGCUGGGCAUUGUUGUCAUCAUUGUCUGCUACAAGGGCAUUGUACCCUUGGGCUUCGAUAAGUUCGACCAGAGCACGAAGCCCAGCAAUGUUCGGUUGAUGUGAGACAUUGAGCCGGGAUGUCGCAAGACUGACGGUUGCUGAGUUGACUCCUGGCAUGGACUGUAAUUUCGCCUCAAGAGCAGUCGCUGCAGCGGCAUCUCUGACUCCAAAAACUUUAAAUUGUGCCACAGCGGCCGAGGAAGGCUGCGAGGCACUGCCUAGUCGUGUCGAAAUAAUCUUUGCAUCAAAUCCCCUGUCUUCGAUUACUUCUGCAAUCUUCUCAGGUGACAGUUUCGCCGGAUCGUGUAUGGCCACGGCUCUUUCAGCAAGAAGACUGACGUUGAACUGAACCAAGCCUUCCAAGUCUUUGAAACCGCCCUCGAUAGCAGAAGUACAUGCUCCACAAGUCAUCCCUUCAAUCGCAACAGUGGUGGUCGCAAUCUUUUCCCUAAUCCCUGAACUACCGCGGCGUGUCUUCGAGCUCUUUGUCGGUUCCGAUCUAUUGCUCUCAACGAUUGUCGCUCCGAAUCCUCGGUCCUCGAUUAUUUCCGCUAUCUGCUCCGCACUUAACAGAGACUCGUCAUGCUCGACUACCGCCCGUUCCGAGAGUAGCGAUAUACUGAAAUGUUUCACUCCCGUAACGCUCUUGAAACCUCCCUCGAUAGCAGAAGUACACGCCCCGCAUGUCAUACCCUCCACAGCCAAAGUCGUUGUUGUCGUUGUCGGCUCAUCCUCUUCCUCCCCGUCCAUAUUCUCAUCAUACAGGUAUCCUUUCUUGCUGAACAUCGGCGAAGGUAGGUCUGUAGCCAGGACUUCCGCAUCGAAGCCCCGGUCUUCAAUUAUCUCUCGUAUUUGCUCGGCGGUUAUCCGCUGGGGAUCGUGAACGAUGACCGCUCUUUCCAUCACCAAGCUCACAGACACGUUCCCAACGCCCUCGACGCUCUUAAAACCCCCUUCUACCGCAGACGUACAUGCACCACAUGUCAUACCGCCAACCUUCAACGUUGUCGUUGCCAUGUGUGCAGGAGUACUUAUCGACGGUCGCGGCGCAUUGUCUCCCGGCUCAAACUUCAAAUGGGACGGCGCCAUCGUGUAUAGAUUCGCUGCUGCUUCAGCAGCUACGCCUCGAGAGCGGCAGUGGGGAUUUGAAGGUUUUCGAGAAUAUUACCCGUUGGCUGAUUGUGAUAGAGUUAUAUAUUACGCCUUACUAUAUGGGGCAGUCAGCAAGACAUUGGCGAUACGAUAGGAGGGGCAGUGGCAAAUGCUGACCCGGGUGAAACCGAGAACGUGAUCAUUUAGAAGAACUCACAUUAAUAAGAGUGAGCAGAAGUCCAGCUCCUGGGGAAAAGGUGUAACUUCAAUAGACCUUCGGCGUUCUGCCGCUGUCUUUUGUCACUGAUCUGUCUCCGGUAAACAGCAAGUGCGAUGGUUGAGCGUGGUCGAAUCAGGUUAAGCUCGGAUCUGGGGAACUCCGAAUUGUGGGAGGGAUGCCGCGACCGAAGAAAUCUACCACUUCUGCAGUAUUACUUGAAGAAUCGAGCAGUGACCGUUAUCGAGGGCAGCCUCGAGGUAGUGUAGGGGAUAGAAAUACGGCGAUGAGAAACAAAAGGAAGAAACAGUGCUCGAGGUUGGUGGCGCCUUAGAGAAGUCCGGGCGUCCAAUAGGUUAUGUACAGGACAGUACAGCGGAAGAUCCGACACAUAUCACGCAGGAAAAGUACAAGUCGAGGAGACCUUCCAGACACCCCUGGUAAAGAAGGACGGAGCAAAUGCCUCGAAGAGUUGAAGCAUGAACCUAACCACGAAUAGAGUCAAUGCGGCUCGCUCGCUCAAGGAGACAAUUCUGGGACUCUGUUUCUUUUCUUAGCCGGGAGCGGGUCUCCAAGCUGGAGCGUCGUCGGCCAGUGACGAGGCCCCUUGAUGAGUUGACAGUCGAUCUGAUGCAUGCACAAUAGAAAGACUCUCUAGCAAUCUCCGACUAUCAGCUGUGCUGAGUAGUCUAGAGGCGACUGGAUAAUCAUUUUUCUUUUCCUGAUGUAUUGUUCACACCGGCCUGAUAUCACGUCUCUUCCAGACAUGCCGCGAUCCAGGAGCCAGGCCAGACCAGCAAUAGCGCGGCGCUAGUACAUCCCUAGCCGAACGCUAACGGCGGCAUGGAACCAACCUGAUACGUGCCUGACCUUCAACAUGCCUCUUUUGAAGAGCAAGCUCGUUUGACUGUGUUUCGUCACAAACAAACAGAUACAUUCUGACCAACAGUAUCUCUUCAAGUUGCGCCUCUGAAGUGAGAUCACGCCCGGCAAAACCUGCUACGGUACAUCGGCAAGCUUGACAAGAGUACCAAGCUUUCUGAAGAUCUGCCUCAGCAGCCUCCAAACAUCGAGCUUCAGAACAGGCAACGAAUCACGACAACGGCAUUGAAGAUGGAGCAAAUGAAGUCUAUGAAUGCUCUCGCACCCUUCCUGGCCCUCACCAAAACUGCCAACUCUCCUCGCGCAGCAGCAAACCUAGUCGAAGGCGCCACCAGCGCACCGAACACCUUCAUUUUCGCCGAGCUCCUCCAAGCACCCAAUAUUCAAGCCCUUGCAAACUCACCUGAAUUCUCUGGCCAUCUCUCCCUCCUCAAGACCUUCAGCUAUGGCACCUACACCGACUACAUUAGUGCAGCGGACCUACCCCAACUCAACCCUGCACAAACGCUCAAGCUGCGACAGCUCUCCUUCCUCACUCUAGCUAAGAACCAGGCCGAUCUCUCGUACAAGAAGCUAUUGGAGAAUCUGGGACUGGAGACGCCGAGAGAGUUGGAGGAUCUGGUUAUUUCUGCUAUUUAUGCCGGCUUGGUAUCGGCGACUCUAGAUCCUUAUCAUCAGGUCGUGGCCGUGUCGUCUGUCUCCCCACUGCGAGAUCUACAACCAAACUCCAUCCCGGCUAUGCUCAGUACAUUGAAUGAGUGGUCUACACGCUGUGUAUCCACGCUUGCGGAUCUAGAGAAGCAGAUCGCAGGGAUCAAGGCAGAGGCGCUGAAGAGGCAUCGGGAGGAAGCCGAGUGGAAUGCCCAAGUGGAGAAGUUGAUGGAGGUGAAGGGUGAAAACGAGAACGAGAAGGGUGAGAAGAAGGGUGGUGUAUUUCACGGUGUGGGAAAGAAGCUGGGAUUUGGUGCGGCGGCGAAGCGGGGUAGUGGGGGACUGGGAGGAGAUGAUGCAGAUGAUAUGGAUAUCGACGAUGACGACGAUGACGGUAAUAAGCAUACGAGAUCUUCGAAGAAACGAGGAUUCGGUCUGGGCAUGGGCAAGUAGUCCAUCGGUGUGGUUACGAAAACGAAGUUAUGACACAAGAAGAUAGCGUCGUGCAGGAUGCUGAGCAUUAAGCAUAAAUAUAGAGUGAAUUUGUCUUUCCAGAUACUAGAGCGAUGAACCGAUG
Cadophora gregata is the source of this 4917-nucleotide messenger RNA. RefSeq lists its product as uncharacterized. Gene Ontology annotation, cellular component: COP9 signalosome. The transcript has 2 exons. Bases 3921 to 4793 code for a protein of 290 amino acids. The record is from RefSeq and is a predicted model, not a curated record. NCBI's taxonomy places the organism in Eukaryota, Fungi, Ascomycota, Leotiomycetes, Helotiales, Ploettnerulaceae.